AUGGACAAUGACCCGCCCAAGAACCCGGACCAAAAGACGUUGCAUGUCUGGUCGAAGCCCAUAGACCCCAACGACCAAGCCCAGGGGCCGCAAGAUGGAUCGGGCGCGGCGUCUCCUGGCGGGCCGCGCAUCAAAGACGCAGUGGCCAUGAUCAAGAAGGAAGACUUUCUUAACGUCGCCAGCACCCCCUGCGCGCGGCAGGGCUUCCUCACCGGCAUUGCCUCGGGCGUCGGGAUGGGCGCGCUCAAGUUUAUCGCUCAGGGAAAUCCGGGCAGAGCAGCCAACUGGGCCGUCGUGACAUUCGUCCUGGGCAGCACAAUAUCCUACGAGGUCUGCCAAUACAAGCGACGCGUCGAACGGUUCCAGAUGAAGCGAAGCAUUGAGAUUGUCACCGAGGGCAGGAGAGAUCAGGCGCGAAAGGCGGCCGAGGCGGCGGCGAGCAGGAAAGCCGCCGAGGAGAGCAGACAGGCGGCCGAGGCGAGCAGGAAGGAGGCCGAGGAGAAAAACGAGCAGCUACGGGUGGAACAGGAGCGCACCAUUGCAGCGCGGAAUCCCUGGUAUAAAGUCUGGUAG
Messenger RNA from Hirsutella rhossiliensis, 573 nucleotides. RefSeq lists its product as uncharacterized. Gene Ontology annotation, cellular component: mitochondrion; mitochondrial inner membrane. Gene Ontology annotation, biological process: mitochondrial respiratory chain complex IV assembly. The coding region runs from base 1 to 573 and encodes 190 amino acids. NCBI's taxonomy places the organism in Eukaryota, Fungi, Ascomycota, Sordariomycetes, Hypocreales, Ophiocordycipitaceae. The record is from RefSeq and is a predicted model, not a curated record. The transcript is spliced from 2 exons.